CGCCGUGUCGGGCGACGGCGAUGGACGAGCUUGACGACGAAACCCUCCAUGCGCUGUACAUUAGCAUGCACCAUCAAGUCGAAAACACAAAGCUUCGUAUCCCCGCGUCCAAAGUAGCGGCUCUUAUUGGCCUGCAUGAGUACGGGAAUCCCGUCGAAGACUUCCUCGAAAUGUUGUACCAGGGCUUGGACGACCUCUUGCAUCUCGAUGCGAGUGUACUUCACAUGGAAGUUACCACGAAAGAUGCCGAGCUCGACGCCUUGAUUCGGAAAUCCGGCGCCGACGCUGCAUUGAAUACAGUGUUGAAAUGGACCGCCGACACGCGGACGACUGCAAACGUGAACGAUGCGAUGAGUCUGUCGCAUAAGGUCCAGAACCAUGUCGACAAAGCGCGCAAGAAGCACAAGCUAACGAAAGAAGAGGGCCAGAAGCUACAGGAAGCGCUUGCGUCCAAGCUGCGGCAAAGCGUCGGCAAACGGAACGAGUCCCUCGCCAUUCAGCUAUAUGAGAACCAGCACGGCGUUGAGAUCCACUCGACCAACGACAAGCUCUACUUCCUCUACUUCCCCCACCCAGGGCAAGUAAAAGCGCUGACUUGUCCAUCGCCUUGUCCGUGUGACAAAGCAAAGGCGCUGGAAAACUUUAUCGAGCGCGCCGACAAAACGUCGCUCCAUCCAAGGACAGGGCAGCACUUUUCCGUGUGCGGCAUGGUGGAUGGAGUCGCCGAUGUCUUGCGCAUCGACGACGCCGACGAUUCGUGGACCACCGAGCGCAUCGUCGUGGAGGUCAAAAACCGGAUGGGUCGAUUCCGCGACCCCGUUCCAUUGCACGACGUGAUUCAAAUGGCAGUGUACAUGAAGAUGCUCGGCGUUCGGCAAGGCGACAUGGUCCAAUGCAUCCACCAAGCCGAGACACGCAUCCACGUCACGAGGGUAUCGCUCGAUGCCUAUCCAUUGACGUCGACGGCGGUCCUCGACUGCACUUGCUCCACGGACCUCUGGGUCUCCCUCGUCGUUCCCCGCUUGUACACGUACGCCGACGUCAUCUACGCCUUCCGCCUCGACUCCAGCCGCCGACGAGCAUUUCUCCAAGCGUCUCCCACCGACCAAAUGCGACUCUUACGCGCCGACUUGCCAUUCCUGUAGUGCAUCCCUUCCAUCCUGGCAUCGUGGGUCGAGUCCUCCACGUGCGUUUCCAGGGCGGUCCUGGUUGGGACGGCGCCGACCAGACGACGAGAUUGGCAUUCCCAUCGGCGCGCCAAGACCGUGGACGAUGGCGGAGGACAAUGUGAUUGUUUGUGUAUACAUUAGAUCAAACCGAUGUCGUCUAAAUAUCCCCGUCAUGCGUC
Aphanomyces invadans is the source of this 1348-nucleotide messenger RNA. RefSeq lists its product as hypothetical. Bases 21 to 1145 code for a protein of 374 amino acids. NCBI's taxonomy places the organism in Eukaryota, Oomycota, Saprolegniomycetes, Saprolegniales, Verrucalvaceae. The transcript is spliced from 5 exons. The record is from RefSeq and is a predicted model, not a curated record.